This is a messenger RNA of Trypanosoma brucei brucei TREU927, 813 nucleotides long. RefSeq lists its product as hypothetical. The transcript has a single exon. NCBI's taxonomy places the organism in Eukaryota, Euglenozoa, Kinetoplastea, Trypanosomatida, Trypanosomatidae. The record is from RefSeq and is a predicted model, not a curated record. The coding region runs from base 1 to 813 and encodes 270 amino acids.
AUGUUUUCUCGGCGCCGUAAGGUCGCUGUCGUGGCGGAACGCCCGUCGCUUACUUGGCACUUAAUGCGCGAGGAGUACCACCCCAUAUUCGUGACCGACUCCAGUGAACGGAUUGAGUAUUGGUACAACAAACUUGCAACGCAGCAUCAGCGUGAAAACUUUCGCCGCAUCUGCAAAGAGAUCUCGCAACAGGACCCUGAGCGGGGGCUCCCCAAGAUGAGUGCACUAUAUUCACUUCAGUACUGUAUCUGCGAAGCAGACUCAAUGAUUAGACAUUACGGCUUCAUGUUUUCUGUUCUCGGAAAGAAACUAGCCCGUCUCUGGAUCAUGCAUGAUGCCUCGCAUCGCGACAAGAAUACCUUUACUGAAUUAUUUACGGGGUUGCAAACGGAUUUCAUUCCCAAGUCAGUGAUGAAAACCGACUUCCAGCCACCUGAGCAAGGGGACUACGAGGGCAUUGAUCGUAGUCACUUCCUCAGUUCUAUUGACUGGUUUAACCCUGAGUCCAAACGAAAUCUUCCACGAGUGGAUAUCCAAAAGUUUGGUAACAAAAUUGCUUCAACGCGAGCAAGCCUGCCUGUGAAAAAGCCGAAGAAUCAAUUUGACGGUGUUUCUCCGCUGGCAGUACUUGGUUACACGGGCGAUUUGGAUACGGAGAUAGAGAAGUUGCGGGAGAAACAGCAGAAAAGCGAAGAGGCCGAGCGUUACUACGUGGAGGACGGAUGUACGGUAUAUGUGGCGGGUCGGAAAGAAAACCGACGAGCCGCAACACUAUCAAAGAAUAGAGUUAUAGCAACUUUUUAUGGUGACUGA